Pseudopipra pipra is the source of this 6389-nucleotide messenger RNA. It is a transcript of the gene ST18, whose product is annotated as ST18 C2H2C-type zinc finger transcription factor. Lineage: Eukaryota; Metazoa; Chordata; Aves; Passeriformes; Pipridae. The record is from RefSeq and is a predicted model, not a curated record. Gene Ontology annotation, molecular function: RNA polymerase II cis-regulatory region sequence-specific DNA binding; DNA-binding transcription factor activity, RNA polymerase II-specific; zinc ion binding. Gene Ontology annotation, cellular component: nucleus. Gene Ontology annotation, biological process: regulation of transcription by RNA polymerase II. Bases 437 to 3979 code for a protein of 1180 amino acids. The transcript has 25 exons.
CUACUGCCCAGUUUUUACUGUUCUUGCUCAACAGGCCCCACAAACUCUUCCAGAUUGCAGCUGCAGAGCUAGGGAGGCAAAAGACUUGCACUGGGCCUGUCCUUGCAGAGAAAGAAACACAAUAAGGUUCGUAUUAUCUGACUAGUCAGAUCCUGCUCUUCCUUUGUCUUCACGCUGCGUAGGCAGGAGUUAGACUGCAGAACCACCCCGAGUAUCACUCUUGGUACCACCUGGAGAAGUAAAUGCCCUGCCUACCCAGACAGCCACCUACUUCACCCAUGCCUGCAUCUGAUCCUGUUGCUAAUUGUUUUCAUGAACUCUGCAGUGCUCUGCCCUACUAUGACUAUGAAUUCACAAUAUCAAAGUAAGGGCUAUGAGGGCAAAGGGUUGAGAGUUUUGCUGUGUGUUUUGAAGAUGGCAAAUUUCUGCUGAGUGAAUGUUCAGAACUGACAGUCUUCUGAUCCAGAUUUUGAAGAGACACUUUUUGAGGAGGCCUCUGAAAUUUUUUUUCAAGCUCAGUGGAAGAGGAAGGAAGCCAAUGGCAGCUACAGCAGAAACCUGGAAUCCACAGUCUAAAAUACAGAACAAAAUAAGCAGAUCAGAUCCAGUUGUUCAUCCAAGUCCUAGAAGCAGCAGUGUGAGAGUCGGAGCAGUGGCAAGACCAGGCGACAGCAACCUUGUGGACACCCAUCCUCAAUCACUGGGUGAAGAGAAUGAAUUUGAAGGUUUUCUGUUAAACCAGUCAAGGCAUCUUGGGCUGAGUGACGAAUUUGGUCCUUUGGAAUCUGCACAUAUUUUCACCUGGAAACACACAAAGAUGGAUGCAGAUGGGGAAAAUAAAAAGCUGCGCACACGCUCAAAAGGAACCAAGGUUCAAGUGGACUCUAUAGCUCAAGAGCUCAGUGCCUACAAAUGCUCCAUGGCUAAGAAGAGAAAAGCCGAAGACCAGAUAUCAGGCGUUCCUGUCAACAAAAGGAAGUCCCUGCUGAUGAAACCCCGCCACUACAGCCCCAGCUUGGAUUGCAAAGAAGAAAAUGAAGACAGGACAGAGUUACAGGAAGAGAUCAGUGUCGUUAAAAGCAGCUCAACUCAAGAAGAGAGUACUCCAAAAUCAUCUGAAGAAACCCCUCAUUUGGGUGGGCAAGAAAAUUCCAGUCAAAGGCAAGACAACUACUCCAGCUAUCAAGAUGCCAUGGCCAAAUCUUUGAUGAACAUGGGAAAAUUAGCAAAAGAUGCACCCAGUCAAACAGUGGCAGAAAAUCUAAACGAUAGUGGCAUUCAAUCCUUAAAAACAGAAAGUGAUGACACUGACGAAUGUUACCUGAUUAACUCAGCUGAAGGAAAGGAAAAGACUGUUAUUUCUGACCCAAAAUACUGUUCAUCUGAGGAAAAUGAAAGUAACUCUGAAAUUAUGGACAAUGAGUGGGAUAGCUCCUCAAAUUUCUCGGAAGAAACUAGUGUAAAGCCCCAUGUAACUCAGAAGUUUUUUGUAGAGUGUAAUCAACCCAGCAUCCUGGAAGUCCCAGAAAUCAAGAAGGAAGAAGUCGAAUAUGGUCCUUGUGAAACACUUUGUGAUUCAGAAACAGAGCUGAAAGCACCCCAGGAGUCUCACCCAGAUCCUUUUGAGAAGAGAAUUCAGAAUCCCUUCCCUGAAAGCGAAGAAGAUGACAACGAGUGCCUGUCAGAAACCACAGAUGUGUCGGUUGAGCUGGACAAAACAAAAGGGAACUUGAGUUUGCUAGAGCAAGCAAUCGCUCUGCAGGCAGAGCAAGGGCAUGUGUUUCACAGCACUUACAAGGAACUGGAUAGGUUUCUUCUGGAGCAUCUAGCAGGGGAAAGGAGGCAAACCAAAGUGAUUGACAUUGGUGGGAGACAGAUAUUUAACAACAAACAUUCACCCAGGCCUGAAAAGAGAGAAACCAAAUGCCCUAUCCCAGGAUGUGAUGGCACAGGGCACGUGACUGGGCUGUACCCUCACCACCGCAGUCUCUCAGGCUGUCCACACAAAGUUAGAGUGCCACUAGAAAUUCUUGCCAUGCAUGAAAAUGUUUUAAAGUGCCCCACCCCAGGAUGUACUGGAAGAGGACAUGUCAACAGCAAUCGCAACACGCAUCGAAGCCUCUCUGGUUGUCCAAUUGCUGCAGCUGAAAAGUUGGCAAUGUCCCAGGAAAAGAACCAUCUCGAGUCUCCAAAAGCUGGGCAGUGCCAUGAUCAGACUCAUAGGACAAAUUUAGCAAAGCAGCCUGAGGUGUCUCAGUACAGUUACAGAACUUCACAGCCGGUCACCUCUUCCAGAGGCACCUUGGCAAAGGAACAGGAGAAGUUUGGGAAAGUACCAUUUGAUUAUGCCAGUUUUGAUGCACAAGUCUUUGGGAAACGCACAACAGCACCUGUGACACAAGGACGAAAAACACCUCAGUUUCUUGAAUCAAAGCAUUUUUCAAAUCCAGUGAAAUUUUCUAAUCGACUGCCUAGUGCUAGCGCCCACACACAGAGCCCUUGCCAUGCCAACUCUUAUAGCUACGGUCAAUGUAGUGAAGACACCCACAUAGCAGCAGCUGCUGCUAUCCUGAACCUUUCCACCCGCUGCAGGGAAGCAGCAGAGAUCCUCUCCAACAAACCACAGAGUCUGUCUGCCAAGGGAGCUGAGAUAGAAGUGGAUGAAAAUGGCACUCUGGAUUUGAGCAUGAAAAAGAAUCGCAGCCAAGACAAAGUUAUGCCUCUCACUUCUUCCAGCACAGCACUUCCCACUCCUUCCUCUUCUCCUUUCAAAGCAAGCAGCAUCCUGGUAAAUGCAGCCUUCUACCAGGCUCUUUGUGAACAGGAAGGCUGGGAUACACCAAUCAACUACAGCAAGACCCAUGGCAGGAAAGAAGAAGAAAAAGAGAAAGAUCCAGUGAACUCUCCAGAAAAUAUGGAGGAAAAGAAGUAUCCAGGAGAUGUCUCCAUACCAAGUCCUAAACCCAAGCUCCAUUCAAGAGAUCUCAAAAAGGAACUCAUAACCUGCCCAACUCCAGGAUGUGAUGGUAGCGGUCAUGUAACAGGAAACUACGCCUCACACCGCAGUGUUUCUGGGUGCCCGUUAGCUGACAAGACAUUAAAAUCCCUUAUGGCUGCUAAUUCUCAGGAGCUCAAGUGCCCAACACCUGGCUGUGAUGGUUCUGGCCACGUAACAGGGAACUAUGCAUCCCACAGAAGCUUAUCUGGUUGUCCUCGUGCCAGGAAAGGAGGUAUCAAAGUGACUCCUACCAAGGAAGAAAAAGAAGAUCCUGAACUUAAAUGUCCAGUGAUAGGCUGUGAUGGCCAAGGUCACAUAUCAGGUAAAUACACUUCUCAUCGCACUGCUUCUGGUUGUCCUUUGGCUGCCAAGAGACAGAAGGAGAGUCCCGUCAAUGGGUCUUCACUAUCCUGGAAACUGAACAAACAAGAGCUGCCACACUGUCCUUUGCCAGGCUGCAACGGGCUGGGUCAUGUUAAUAAUGUUUUUGUCACCCACAGAAGCCUGUCUGGUUGUCCUCUGAAUGCACAAACCAUAAAAAAGGGCAAAAUUUCAGAAGAAUUAAUGACUAUCAAGCUUAAAGCAAGUGGCGGUAUUGAGAGUGAUGAAGAAAUAAGACACUUGGAUGAGGAAAUAAAAGAACUGAAUGAAUCCAACCUUAAAAUUGAAGCUGACAUGAUGAAACUUCAGACUCAGAUUACAUCUAUGGAGAGCAAUUUGAAAACAAUAGAAGAAGAGAACAAACUCAUAGAGCAGAACAACGAGAGCCUGUUGAAGGAGUUAGCUGGCUUAAGCCAAGCCCUUAUCUCCAGUCUCGCUGACAUUCAGCUUCCACAGAUGGGGCCAAUCAGUGAGCAGAAUUUCGAAGCAUAUGUAAAUACACUCACAGACAUGUACAGCAAUCUGGAACGGGACUAUUCCCCCGAAUGCAAAGCUCUGCUGGAAAGUAUCAAACAGGCAGUGAAGGGCAUCCAUGUGUAGGAUGUGAAAGCUGCUGGGCAACAGAAAUUACUUAACAGCAGUAAACUCCAGAUGGAUCUGUUAGGAGUUCAUGUACUGCUAAGGGGUGUAGGUUGCCAUGCUGCAUUUACAAUUGCAACAUUGCACUAAUUUUUUCCCAGCUGACAUAAAAAAAAAAGAAUAAAACCACAACAGACUAUUUGUAUUAACAGCAAUGCACUCUGUUAGUAUAUUGUAUUUAUUUCAGUACAAUUUCUUUUUUUUUCUUCUUUUGCACUCAGUUUUUGUAAAGUGAAUGUAAAAAGUGUGUGCAACUAUUUUUUAUAUUUUUUAUUUAUUUCUAAUCAAAGAGUUGGUUUUUUUAUCUUUUAACAGCAUUUUUGCAGCCUGCCAUAUUUUUACAAAUGUGUUUAUUAAUUUAUUUUCCAACAAGAUUUUAAAUAGACUGAAAGUUAUACUGUAAAUUAAAUAACUUGCUGGGUUUGUACAGGAAGAUAAAAAAAACCUAUGAAAGUAACAAAUGACUGAACCGUGGUUCUAGUUUUAUUUUCCUCACAUCCUGCUUUUUUAUAAUGGCUUUGUAUCAGAAAUGGGUUUGCAGUAACAUGAGAUGUGAAGAUGCACGGAAUGAGAAGACAAAUGGUGCCCACUAGUGGGGAACUUGGGCUCUUAAAAGCACAGUAUGCUGGAAAACAGUGUGUUAAAGAAUACGUUAGCAAUAAUGAAAUAUAGCAAUCAGCAAAGCACUUGACUUGGCUGUGUGAUUUAGCCUAUGAGAAUGAUUAUUUAAAAUGUUUCAAGAGAACUUCAGAUUUAUUUUGCCACUGCAGUUUUUGUUCAGAGUUAGCUCAUGAAGGGAAAUGACAAUUAUCUCUAAACAAGAAGGGUAAUUAGGCAGGUACUGGUACUUUUUUAGUAUGAGACGUUGAGGUUUUACCCAAGUGACCAGUAUUGCUAUGGAAUUGGAUUUGGAUUUGAAAAACGCAAGCACAUCCCAAGCUAAAGGCUUUUUGCAUAACGAGUCGAACACAUCUCCCCUGAAAUGGCAUUUAAUACUGGUUUGAACUUAACGGCAGCUGAGAAGGCAGUGGUCUGGAGGGGAAUAGUACUCCUCUGGCCUGACGGUGGUUGCUUGUCUCUUGGAAUGACUGGUAGCAACGCCGUGACUGGUUUCUCCUAUCUUUCUUCACUAAGACUAGGCUGAUACUGAGUUUGUUACCAGUCUCUUGGUAGGAUACCAAGUGCUACAGAGUGUAAAGACAGGUGGAGGUGUGGACAGACGAGCACUUGCACAGAGGUGCCAGCGUGCUCCUCGGUAUCUGGUUAGCCUGGGUAUGGAAUUUCUGAGUCCGUCAGAAACUAGCGGUUGCUAUAACAGAGGCAAUGUCUAUUUCAGGGAUUGUAAGUAAUUAAGCAUUGUUUCAAAAGUUUUUUUUAUAUUUAUUUUUUUUAAGAAAAAGGUAUAAACAACCAGCUAAACUGCCUUUUUUGUAUGCACACACACCUCAUGUGCAUAUGUGCCUCAGUGUAAAUGUAUACAUGGAUCUAGCGUGUGUUUAAUUUUUCCGUGCUAUAAUGAAAGUGUUUAUUUUUAUUAGCCGCAUUUAUAUUUAGAUUGAAUAUGAUGGCAUUCACAGGCUUGACAUAUACAAUUAUAUUAUUACUGUUUCUGCACAAAAGUACUAUUCAGAAGUGAUUCAACUCUCAUGCACUGUGGUCACUGUUCUGCAUUAGGUGGGGCUUGCUUUUUGUUGGGAGGUUGAUUCAACUCUCCGAUCUUAGUUUAGACAGGGGAAAAUGUAUGUUCUUAGGAGCUGUGUUUAUUUUUAAAUUGAUUUUUCAAAAGCUACCAUACAUGCUGUCUAAUAUAAAUAGGAGAACACCAAACAAAAAUUUGCUAUUAAAGUUAUUGUUCUUGCUAAAAACACAAAAAGCAAACAUUUGUUAUACUUGUUAAAUGCAUACAAAAUGAGUUCACUCAUUACAAAGACUAAAAUUUAAUUUACUAAAUAUUUUAACAAAUUUGUUAUAUAUUUUAUUUAAGUAAAAAAAAAUCUCUUACUGACCUAUGUAUUUAUUAUUAUGAUUUACUAUGGCUUCAGGUUAAUUUAUCUGUGUUUGGUUGUUUGCUCAGGAUGUUCUGUGAAGUAUGUUUGUAUUUAUUUGCCUCCCUUGUACUUGAUGUGUUUUGUAAUGUGCACUGUUUUUUUUUUCUUUCAGUUUUCCUUUUAUUUGUGUUUAAAUGCAUUGAUGAGCUAUACUGUAAAUUAGACCUUUUGUAAAGAGCAAUGAUGUAUGCAUUUUUUUAAUUUGGAGUAGUUUGUAUACUGUUUCUUCAUACAAUUAAUAUUUCUUACAUCAAAACAACAAAAUUGUGUUCUGUGCUGUACAUUUGGUGUAUGGUAGAAAAUAAAAUUGAUAAUGAAAUAUU